This is a messenger RNA of Cyprinus carpio (common carp), 3493 nucleotides long. RefSeq names its product neuronal pentraxin-2-like. Lineage: Eukaryota; Metazoa; Chordata; Actinopteri; Cypriniformes; Cyprinidae. The record is from RefSeq and is a predicted model, not a curated record.
CUCCUCCAGCGGAGCCAAACUGCGCGCGCCUGAGUCUCUAUAUUAAUCCGUUAAAGCGCCGCUGUCCGUUCAGCACCACCGACUGUGUGAAGAGAGUUAAAGCGCUGACAGUCGGCAUUUAACAGCGGAGAGCUCUGGAAAUCGCUCUUCGUUUGGACAGCUACUUGUUUUGGAGUGAUUUGGUUAAAGUGGCAGGGAGUUCAAUGCGUUUGUCGCGUCAGUGUGAGAAGGACUCCAACAGUUUGUUUAAAAUAUUCACAGACUCUGCGAACAGAGCAGAAGCGCGCACUCGGUUUUUACUGGAAAAAGCUUUGGAUUUCCAAGCCAAUUACAGCUCAUCUCUGUUGUUAUGCUUGUUUUGAGUGAUUUUUCUCAGCGUGACGUUGUGUUGCGGUACGCAUUUAUGAUUAUUAUUAUUUAAAUAACACACUCAAAUGUUUUGGGGGUUUUUUAAGACCUGAUUUUAUUGUGGAAUUUCGUAUAUUCUACGCUAAACUUCUUUUUCAGUCCAACUAACUGAAUUUACUCAAGUUUUAUGCGUUUUUAAGAGAGAAACGUCGUAAUGAGAGCUCUUUUUGUGGCACUGCUGCUUUUAUAUGCGUCAGGGAGCGGGAAAGUGGCUGGCGCGAGCGGCGCAAAGGGAAACCGCUUCGUGUGCACCGCCGUGCCCGCGGGCACCGACCUCAGUUGCUCGGUGGACACGAGCGGCCGAGUCCAAAGCACAAGUCCGCAGGAGGAAGAGUUGCGGAAUAUUAUCAUUCAGCUUCGAGAGACUAUCCUGCAGCAGAAGGAAACUAUCGUCAGUCAGCAGGGCACCAUCAAAGAGCUCAAUUCCAAACUCGCGCGCUGCGAGGCCGACGCCAAGUCGCGGGGCAGCGCGCGCAGGAAGGAUUAUAGUAAAAACACGAUGGGUGAUCUGCCGCGUGACCCCACCGAGACUGUGGAGCAGCUGGGUAAGACCAUGCAGAGCCUCAAAGACAGACUGGAGAGCCUGGAGCAGCUGCGUGCCAACACAUCAGGUGGAACGCUUCCCAACGAUCUGAGAGACCUGCUGAAGCACCGUCUGACUGACCUGGAGAGCCAGCUGCUAACCAGAGUGACCGAACUCGAGGAGGAAAAGAGCCAGCUGUACAACGAGACGACCGCUCACCGUCAGCGCACCGAGAACACCCUCAACUCACUGCUGGAGAGGAUCACCGAGCUGGAGAAAAGUAACAGUGCAUUCAAAUCUCCAGAGGACUUUAAGGUGUCUCUGCCUCUGCGCACCAACUACCUGUACGGCCGUAUCAAGAAGAGUCUGCCAGAGAUGUACGCCUUCACCGUAUGUAUGUGGCUCAAGUCCAGCGCCAGUCCUGGAAUUGGAACCCCGUUCUCCUACGGCGUCCCUGGACAAGCCAAUGAGAUUGUGCUGAUAGAGUGGGGAAACAGCCCCAUGGAGCUCCUCGUCAAUGAUAAGGUAGCUCAGCUUCCUCUCUCUGUGAGUGACGGCCGCUGGCAUCACAUCUGCGUCACCUGGACAACCAGAGAUGGCUUCUGGGAGGCCUAUCAGGAUGGAGAGAGACUAGGGACUGGAGAGAACUUGGCCCCAUGGCACCCAAUUAAACCUGGAGGAGUCAUUAUCCUGGGCCAAGAACAGGACAUUGUAGGUGGGAGAUUUGAUGCCACUCAAGCUUUCGUAGGGGAGUUAAGCCACUUCAACAUGUGGGACAGAGUCCUGCGUCCUAUAGACAUCUCUGCUAUGGCCAACUGCUCAGCCUACAUGCCUGGCAACGUGGUGCCAUGGGUCGAUGUCAACGUGGAGGUAUUUGGCGGUGCCACAAAAGCAGCACUGGAGAUUUGUGAAGACCGUCUCUUUGAUUCCUAAGGACACAUCUGUCAGUUUGGAAGCAUUCUCGUUAUAGAGGUAACCCACGUCCCAGUACUGCACUGGGAACUUACAGAGAUACAAAGACAGUGCAAAAGAAACACACGUUUACAUGUGUUCACAUGAUGGAUUAUCUCGUCCGCAAUUCUGCUUUAUGUUUGUUGAGACUUACUGUCAGCCUGACCAAUACCUAAAAUGACUGUGAUUAAUAAAAAAAAAUAAUAAUAAUAAUCUGUCUGCACAUUCAAGGUCAGAAUAGAGUAUUUGCAGCUCUGGAUGAAGCAAAACUUUCUUGUUGAUAUUAUAUAUGCUUUUCUCUGUGUCGUGUCCUUCAGAAACUUCUUCUCUACACAAACUCAUGCGUAUUUUAAGAACUGCAGUAAAAGAGUUUGUUUUUUUUCAGGGGUUUUUUGCAAUUUCCGCUUUGAGUUUUUGUCAUGUUGCGUAUAGGCCAAUGUCCUUCAAACCCCUGGAAAAAAAAAUUCAACUGCAUAGUUUCAACAUGAGCUUUAUUAAGAAUGAAUGAAUGAGCUAGUCUGUGACGUUGCACAUAUGGAGAGGACUGAAAUUGGGAAAUGUGCUUAUUAUCAUAACAAUAAUGUUACAAAACAACAGUGGCAAAAAAAGAGGGGUAAAGGUCCUAAAAUCAGGCUUUUUUGAUCUGGAGAUGCAUUCAUGAGAUUCACUUGUGUGCUUUCUGAUUUUAUUUGUGCUUGAUCUAUUUAGACGACUUGUUCAAAUGGUACAUUUGUGUUGAGGUAGAGCAGUGCAAUAUAUAUGGGACACUUUAUGUAAAUGUGGUCCUUGGCAUCAUUUCUGUGUUUUCACGUCUAAAUACACCGCUGGGCCUGUCGCUCUCACUCCGUCUCGCUGUGUUACAUGGAUGUUUUCAUUUCAUUUUUCAACUUGUUGUGCACAAAGGCCAGAUCAAAGUCUGUGAAAUUCACUGUGGUGCAGCGUUCUUACAUAACAGACACUAAUAAUGCAUUAGUGUGUUUCCCUUGUCAACACGUGUUUGUAUUUGGGCUACAAGAGCUCUUCUGCUCUACUGAAAUGCACUGGAAUGAGAUAAAACUCUUUUGAAUACUCAGUUUCUUUCAUUUGAAUGUAAUCUACUGCUAUUUUGUGUCAUAAAUGUACCUAGAGGAACAAAAAUCUUGUAUGUAAAUGCAUCUUGAUCUGUUAUGCUGCCUUCAGGUUCUGUUGAAAUCAUCAUAUGUUAAACGACCAAUGGGAACCUCUGAAUUUGUGAAUUAAAGAAUGGCGGAGGAUGCUAUGUGUCCAUGUUAUUCUGACCAAAUCAUAAUUAUGAUUUCCAAACACACAUGUAGAGCUUGAAGGCAGCAUUAGGGCAAAAUGUUUUGAUUUUGUUUCAGAAUGUAACAUAUUUUUGUCCGAAACGAAUGGCCUUUCUCUGAGCACCGACUGUGCUUUCUGGGUUUUUCAAGGAUUCAACCCCUAAUGUAAGACCACAGCGUGAAAUGGCAAGAGUGAGGAAAAUAAUAGACCAAAAAAUGGGUUUAAUGUGAAAUCUCUCUUUCCUCAUAUACAGAGCAACCUGAGGAUGUUGUUCAGCAUGUAGGAAUGGUUGAAUGUCCUUCUUCACCCAAUAAAUAAUUCUGAAAACCA